AUGUCUUCUCUUCUUUCUACUGUUUCUCUUCCAUUCAUUUAUUCUUUCCACAAUAUUUUUCUUCACUUUUUCAAUUCAUCUUUUAAUUUGUUCAUUUCUUUCUAUUUUUCAGCAUUUUCUUCAAUCAUCUUUCUUUUUUUUUUUCAUUUUCCUUUCAGCCAUUAUUUUUUUCUUUUGUUUUUUGCUCCUUUUCCUUCCUUCCUCAUUCUUUCUUUAUUUCUGUUUUUCACUUUUCAUUCAUUUAUUCAUAUAUUUUUCUUUCAUUCCUUUAUUUUCAUUGCUUUUUAUUCCAUUCAUUCUUUUGUAUUCUCAUUAUUUUUUAUUCUUUCUUUAUUAUCUCAUUCUUACAUUUUUUCUUUCUUUAAAUCUGUCCUUCAGUCCUUAACUCUUUCAUUCUCUCUUUCCUUCUUUAAUUCAUUUUUCUUUUUAUUUCUUCUCUUUUUCUUUUCUCAAAUUAUUCCCUUCUUUCUUUCAUUUCACUUUUAUUCUUUCCUUCUUUUCUUCAUUAAUUUAUCCUUUCUUUCAUUUUUUCUUUCUUCUUUACAUUCAUUCAUUGUCUCCAUGUUUCAUUCCCUCAUUCAUUCUUCCAUUUAUUCAGUCUUUCUUUCAUUCAUUUCUUUCUUUUAUUAUUUAUUUCAAUGUUUUUUUUUCUUCCUUUCAUUCAUGGUUUCUUUCUGUCUUUCGGUCAUUCAUUUUUCUUUAUCAUUUUUUUCUGAAUUCAUUCUUCAAUAUAUUGUUUCUAUCAUUUCCUUCCUUCAUUCCUUCCUUCCUUCCUUCCGUUUUUCUUUAUUCCAUUUCUUUAUUUUCUUCAGUCUCUCUUUGUUUCAUUCAUUAUUUUUUAAAUAA
Acanthosepion pharaonis is the source of this 846-nucleotide messenger RNA. The record is from the annotation of a GenBank genome assembly. NCBI's taxonomy places the organism in Eukaryota, Metazoa, Mollusca, Cephalopoda, Sepiida, Sepiidae.